This is a messenger RNA of Lactuca sativa (garden lettuce), 2376 nucleotides long. RefSeq lists its product as uncharacterized. Gene Ontology annotation, cellular component: nucleus. NCBI's taxonomy places the organism in Eukaryota, Viridiplantae, Streptophyta, Magnoliopsida, Asterales, Asteraceae. The record is from RefSeq and is a predicted model, not a curated record. Gene Ontology annotation, molecular function: protein serine/threonine kinase activity; ATP binding. Gene Ontology annotation, biological process: regulation of mitotic cell cycle; protein phosphorylation.
CAAGCAACAUUAUUUGAGGGCAAAAAAAGAAAUCGAUUUGGGGGCGGCUGUUGUUGAAGGAUAAGGUUGCUAGGCUGUUCGAAUCUCGAUCGAUAUUCGCCGUCGAUUUCAUUUUACCACCAUCGUUGUUCAUCGGAGUCUGAAGAAUCGUGUUCCGGUAAGAAAUAUCAUCGCCUUUGAUUGAUUUUCGGCCUCAAAAAACAAAAUCAUAAUUUGAGGUUCGAAAGACGAAGAUCGUCACCGAUUUGACUGUCUAAUUUCAUACAUCGCAUAAUCAAUUUGACAGAUCUGCUAUAUUCACAUUGAUUUCUGAUACUCGGUUUCCUUGUAUUUUCUGUAUUGAAUCGAACAAUAUCCUGUUGCUUUCUGUUUGGGAUUUUGUUCGGGGUUACGAAUUAGGGAUUCUCGUUACAAAUUUUGUUUUCAAAAGGAAAAGCGAUUGAAUUUGUUGAAUUUUGGGGGCUGUAGCCUAGCCGGAUAUUUAGAUCUCCGCUAGGGUUUCAUCUUUUUAUCUCUUUGUUCUGUUAUUUGGUUGCUUAAAAUCAGUUGUUGGUGUUGCUAAUUAUGGCGGCAGGACGACAGAUCUCGAGGAAAAGCUACUCGAGUCGUUCCGAGGAAGAAACUCUUUCUUAUAACAAUCGAUAUAAUCACAGAUCUUUUGUUAGCGAUCAUGAUCAAAGAAGACAUCGAUACGUUGAUGGUGAUUAUGACAGGGACAAUCGUCGCACGUCUUCACAACCGAUUCAUCAUGGGCUGGAAAACAGAAACAAAGCAGACGAUGUUUCUGGAAACAACUCAAGAAGAUCUGACGCUACCAAGAAAAGGAAAUUCUCGCCUAUUGUCUGGGAUAGAGCUGAGAAGCAGGUGAAGAUAUCCUCCGAGAACAGAAUCCUUCCUACCAAAACUGUUCCCUAUCAAUCUCCUCCAUCCAAAGGGAAGUUUGAAGAUAUUAUUGCAGACACGAAGAUCGAAAUUUCUCCUGUUGAAUCUCUUGUAUCCAAUCUUUCAGAUGAAGUGGGAGUAUCAAGAGUAUCAAGCUCAUUGGCUACAAACACACCCGAAGAACAUGAUGAAGAACCUGAGCAAGAAGAUGGAGAAUAUGUGGAGGAACGAAACCUAUCCAAAUCAAAGUGGGCUUUCAAAGACUCCCCACAAAUGGCAUCAAACACCAACAAUUCUAGCCCCGAAAGUGGUGAAUUUAAGCAAGAACACAUUGAAGAUACGAUUGAACAAAUGUCAUGUUUAUCUGCUGAGGAAGAUCAACAGUCCAAGUCUCUUGAUGAUGAAGAAGAAGAAGAAGAUGAUGAUGAUUAUGAAAGAAUCGAAUCCCCUGUAAGCAUGAUGCCAUCCUGUAGAAACGUGUUCGAGUAUGAACGACUAGGGAAAAUAAGUGAAGGCACAUACGGUGUUGUAUACAAAGCCAGAGACAAAAAAACCGGAGAAAUAGUCGCAUUAAAGAAAGUAAAAAUGGGGAAAGAGCGUGAAGGUUUCCCUGUAACAGCAUUACGUGAGAUCACAAUUCUCGGAUCUUUCCAACACCCAUCAGUUGUAAAAAUGAAGGAAGUUGUUACAGACGAUUUCAAUGGCAUCUACAUGGUUAUGGAAUACAUAGAUCACGAACUCAAAGGCUACAUGGAAAAAACAAAGCAACCAUUCAGUCAAAGUGAAGUGAAACGCCUCAUGAUCCAGCUUCUUCAAGGGUUAGCUUUUCUUCAUGAGAAUUGGGUGAUUCAUAGAGAUUUGAAGACAUCAAACUUGCUUUUGGACAACAAUGGUGAUUUAAAGAUUUGUGAUUUUGGCAUGUCAAGACAAUACGGGAGUCCAGUGAAGCCGUAUACCGCGUUGGUGGUGACACUUUGGUACAGGGCGCCUGAGGUUUUGUUGGGGAUGAAAAAUUACACAACUGCCAUUGACAUGUGGUCUGUGGGUUGUAUAAUGGGGGAGUUGUUGUCAAAGAAGCCCCUUUUUGAUGGGAAUAGGGAGAUUGAGCAGAUUGAUAAGAUUUUCAAGACACUUGGGACCCCGAAUGAGAAGAUUUGGCCUGGGUAUUCAAAAUUGCCAGGGGUAAAACCGUCUUUUGUGAAGCAGAAUGGUAAUAGCUUGAGGAAGAGGUUUCCUGGAGCUAGUUUUAUGGGGACACCUGUGCUUACAGAGAUGGGGUUUGAUUUGUUGAAUAGGUUUUUGACUUAUGAUCCGGAGAAGAGAAUUACUGCUGAAGAAGCGCUUAAUCAUGGGUGGUUUCGUGAGAGUCCUCUUCCUGCUGAAUGUGUCAGGAUUUGUAAAUAGGGUUUCUUACAUGUAUGUUGUUUUAGGUGUAAUGUAUAAUGUUUGACUUGAUAUGCUCCAACUAUUAAUGCAUUUGAUGGUUUACGCCAA